Sipha flava (yellow sugarcane aphid) is the source of this 1845-nucleotide messenger RNA. RefSeq lists its product as uncharacterized. The record is from RefSeq and is a predicted model, not a curated record. The transcript is spliced from 9 exons. NCBI's taxonomy places the organism in Eukaryota, Metazoa, Arthropoda, Insecta, Hemiptera, Aphididae. Bases 606 to 1652 code for a protein of 348 amino acids.
AACGGAGAAUCCGUUUUCGAAAACAAGAAAAUAAUUGUCGAAAAAGCCUCGAUGGAAACAAACGUUACGCGCAGUUCACGCCAAGAUUAGCGCGCGUCUAUAAUUAUACGCGGCCGGACCGGGACCGCGCGCGCAAAGUCGUCACCACCCCACGCGCCCGCGGACUCGAGUCGGAAGUCGAAGACGGGCGCCCUCGUCGGCCGCGUCAGUCCACGUUCCGACGAACGAGCGACACGGUCCGUUUUACGCGCGCCGUCUCCCGAGAGCCUUUGCCGCCCCCGUCGUCCGGUGUCGGAAAAACUCGCGCGCAAAACGCCGCAGUAACACGACCGCGGUCGUAUCGUGAUCACCGUUGACCGGAUACGCGCACCGCGACUGUUACGUUUGUCGAUCGUCGCAAUUGGCCGACAAAAAUCGGAGAGGGCAAACCCGUGAGAAAAAUUCGGUCCGCGGAGAAGAGUUAAGAGAGCGGACGGAACACGAGGAAAAAGAAUAGUACCUGUUUCGUGGAACGAUAGACAAUAUUAUUGUCGUUACACGCCCGACGUCGACCCACGACCGCUUCACGUCGCCGCCACAGGCGUACGAUCAACCGCUCGCGUUCGAUGGCCACCAACGAUUACGAUUAUCUGGACUACUCGUAUGACGAUCACAAAAAUAAAAGACAUGGCGUGGCAUCCAUGAGUGGGCAAUUUAAAGGCGUUCAACAAUACAUCAAAAAUGAUAUUAUACAGCCAAAUUCUGAAGGAAGCACGCAUAGGACCAUAUUUCAACAAUCUACUACAUUGACAGCCAAAAUGUGGUCUCCAGAUAUUUCCGAUGAUUUUAACUUGGAUAUUUUUGGGUGGAAACUGGAUAAAGAUCAAUUUUUAAUUGCUAUUACAUGUGCUAUAGCUAUUAUAAUAUUAAUGUCAAUAACUAUUGUGUUUACAAUUUGGUAUUGUUGUUUUUGUAAAAAAAAAACCGUACAAAAUAAUGAAGAGGAACAAAGAAGUAAUUCCAAUAUACCUGGGUACUCCACUGUAUUCUUGGACCCAAAAACUGGAAAUUUUGUGUAUAGUAAUCGCAUUGUUGAAUUGUUUCCUGAACGAGAAGGUUCUCCCGAUCAUUGGUUUUUCAAUGAUCAAGGAGAAGAACCAGUUGGUACAAAUACAGUACCGCGUUCAGCUUCUGUACCACCAGCAAAACAACUUCAAUCAUUUGAUCCUUGUAUACGUGAAAUCAAAGAAUUUAUUAGCAAUGAAACAUUUGAUGUUCCAAAUAUGCAUUACAUUGACAAUGAAACUCAAAAUGACCCUUGCCAUUUACCAAACACUUUACCUCAGAUCUCUGAAUUCAACCCUCACCAAUUUACUUCCAGUAACUUUUUAGACCACUGCCAUAAAUGGGAUGGAAAAUCAGUGACACUACGAACAAGAAGCCUUCCAACUCAUGUACGAAACAAAAAACGACCAUUCUCAACAUCUGACAAUUUGUCAGAACUCUAUGCAAAGGUUAAUUUUAGUAAAAAAAGGAAAAAUCGAAUGAGAAAUGAUGAGGCUGCCAUAAUCGCAAUGAGCAAAUCUAGAAGUCAGUUCCUCAACAACAAAGAUACUGAUAUAUUGGUCGACAAUGAAGCAGUGAUUGUUUAUGAUGAACGGACUGCCUUAUAAUAAGAUAAUACUAUGUGAUAUAUCUAUAGGUCAACUAUGGUAGAUUCUCAUCCUUACUAUGUGCAAUAUUGUUAUAAUUGUUUCUCUAAUGAACAGGGUUAUUGCAAAACAUAUAUGCAGUAUUUCAGUCAAAACAUUGUGCAAGAUAAAUUAGAAACUAUGUUCCAAAAAAUAUAAUAUUAUGUUUAUUGCA